AUGUCAUUAACAUGGUUCAUUCGAUUUCCUACUGAGAUUAUAUAUGAAAUUUUCGAUUAUUUAUCUUCUAAUGAUAUUCUUUAUACAUUUUUUUAUUAUAAUAAACGAUUAAAUAAUCUUAUAAUUCAUGAUCAACACCAUAUAAAUUAUUUCGAAUUACCCUCAUCUAAUUCCAAAUUCUGGCAAACUAUUUUAUUUACUAUCGAAUCAAAAAUACAAACAUUAAUAAUUUCAACUUUACCAUCAUCUAUAUCAUUAAAUAAUUUUUCAAAUUUAUCAUCAAUUAUAAUAAACUCAUCAUUUGCUUUAACUUUUGCACAAUUCGAAUCCAUAUUAAACAAUAAACAAUUUCAUAAAUUAAUUUCUUUUAAAAUUUUAAAUCAACAUUCUAUCAAUACAAAUUUUUUACUAACAAAAAUUUUUAAUAAACAAAAUUCAUUAAAAAUAUUUCAAUGUACGUCUACAAUGAAUUUCUAUUAUCGAAAUAAUCCUAUUGGUUUACAAUCAAAUAUUCACCUAAAUUCUUUAAUAUUAAAUUUAAAUAAUUUAAAAUAUAUUUAUAAUUAUAUUCAAUAUACACCGAAUUUAAAAUAUAUAAAUAUUCAAUUAAAAGAAUUUUCUUAUCCGGAUAAACAAUAUAAUUUUUAUAAAUUUAAAUUACAAAAAUUUCCUGUUAAUAAUAUAUUAUGGAAUGGUGCUAAACUUAAAAAAGAUUUAUUACAAACAAUUAAACAAUUAAAAUAUUUUCAUUUAAAUGUUAAAUUGUCAAUUGAUGGUUCAUAUGAAAUUUUAUCAACAUUUCAAAAUCAAUUCUGGUUUGAUCAUCAAUGGUAUUUUGAAAUAAAUCGUUUUUAUCUCUAUUCAUUACCAUAUCAAUUUAAUGAAUAUUAUGAAUAUGAUCAUAUGAAAUUCUCUAAUAAUAUUAUUCUUGAAAAUAAAUUAUAUUUAUGGCCUAAUGUUAAAAUAAUUCAUUUCGAAAGAUUUGAUAAAAUUGAUUUAAUUGGUUUUAUAAAAACGCAAAUGCCUAAUUUACAAAUAAUAAAAAUAAAUAAAUCGUGUCGAGAUAAUUUCAAUAUGAUGAUAGAAAACUCUUCAAAAUGUUCUCGGGAUAAAAGAAUUGAUCAUUGUAUUAAUACCGUAACAACUCUUGAUAUAAACUGUAGAAAAAUGGAAAAUGAAAUCGAAUAUUUAAUAAAUAUAUUACCAAAUUUAAAAUAUUUAAUAUUAAAUGAUUCUCAUUUACCAUCAAUGACAAGCAAUUUAAUUCCAAUAUUAAAUAAAAAAAUCGAACGGUUAGAUAUUACAUGUUCUUAUACCUUGGAAAAUUUAUUUACAAAUAUUUAUAUGUAUUUUUCCAGCGUUAAAUAUGUACAAUUUACAUUUGAUUUUACAUUGAAUACUUUUUCAAGAUCAGAAAUAAUUCGGAAUUGUUUAACUAAUCUUCCGAAUUUAAUAAGUUUAACAAUAUAUCCUUUAGCACCAAAAUAUCAUUCUCAUGAUUAUGAAUCAAUUUUUAAACCUAUUUUAGCAAAAUUAGAUAAAAAAUAUAUUCAAAAUAAUUAUGAAUUAAAAUAUCUGGAUGAUUCUUUAUCGUUUCUCAAAAAAAUCUCUUCAAAUAAUGAUAACAAUCAAUCAACGACAUCAUCAUUUUCUCUGCCUUUAUUUAUAUUACUCUGCUUUAUAUUCAUCAUUAUUCUAUAUAACUUUAUAUUAUCACAAAGACUGCUUGACAAAGCUAUUGAUAAAUUAUUCUAUUAA
Messenger RNA from Adineta steineri, 1758 nucleotides. Lineage: Eukaryota; Metazoa; Rotifera; Eurotatoria; Adinetida; Adinetidae. The record is from the annotation of a GenBank genome assembly.